Messenger RNA from Drepanopeziza brunnea f. sp. 'multigermtubi' MB_m1, 1575 nucleotides. RefSeq lists its product as uncharacterized. Gene Ontology annotation, cellular component: Golgi apparatus. The record is from RefSeq and is a predicted model, not a curated record. NCBI's taxonomy places the organism in Eukaryota, Fungi, Ascomycota, Leotiomycetes, Helotiales, Drepanopezizaceae. Gene Ontology annotation, molecular function: GDP-fucose transmembrane transporter activity; antiporter activity. Gene Ontology annotation, biological process: protein O-linked glycosylation via fucose; GDP-fucose import into Golgi lumen.
AUGCCAGCGCCUCCGUAUACCCGCAAUACCGAUACUCUCAAUCCCUUCCAACCUCCCCUGAACUAUCUCUCUGGUGGUCGGCCGCGAUCCUCCCACCGCCAGAGCAGCUCGUCAGGAGGCCUGGAUUCUGACCGCGAAACCUCCCGCUCCAGAAUGUCGUCCUACAAUCCCAAAUCUUCGAAUGAGUUUCGCCAAUCCUCCAUCCCUCUCAUCAGUAUCUCGCGAUCCCCUUCCCCCUUUUGCAGACGACCUUCAGACUCGGGCCUUGCCUCAGAUACAGACGACGAUGACUGGGGCGACACUCCUAUGCCUUCUCAACCCUUCAUCCUCGACCGCGCAAAGCUCACAGGCUGGAGGUGGUUGAUAUACGGGGGUGGCAUGGGCCAGUUCUUCUUCAACACGCCCUUGGGAUGGCAGAUUUAUAUUGCAGUAUUGGUCUUCUGGCUGGGAGGCUGCCAGAUUGGUCUCACGGUCAUGAACAGGAUUAUCCUGUGGACCGGCGUGUACAAGUUCCCUUACCCACUUACUACGACGCUCAUUGAGAUGCUCAUGACACAUGGUUGGGUCCUGUUGUCAGCCUAUAUCACGAGAUGGGUUAGUCCAUGGUUGACAAGUGCUGGCUUGUCUGGGGGCAUUGCGCCGUCGAGGCCAUUGCCAUCGCCCUCGUCCCCAGGUUUUAGGGGCUUGGGGAAGAACCCGGGAUUUCUGGCAUCCGUUGGUCGUUGGGCUUCGUCCCACACAGGAGGCAUUGCCGGAGGCGGAUUAUUCGAAUUUGAUCUCCCAGUCGUCAAGACGGUCCUACCUUGCGCUAUCAUCUUCGUGGCCAAAGUUAGCCUGUCCAACCUCUCCUUCGCCUACGCCCAACUCCCAGUCUACGUCCUGGCACGUAUCGGGAUAGUUCCCCUCUCCCUCAUAUUCACAUACUUCCUGGGCCACACCUCCCAUGGCGUCGGCACCAUCUCAGCAGCCUUGACCGCAUCUCUCACCCUCCUCGUUGCAACCGUCCGCCCUAACGUCCGCGUGACAUGGGAAAGUAUCGUCGCCGGCGUCUUUUCCUCCUUGUUUGUCGCCUUGUACCCAGUGCAACUGCAGCGCACCUACAAAUCCCUCGUCGCCCAGCUAGUCCCCCAGGGUGACCUCAUAGGCCCCUUCCCCAACGCUUCCACCGCCGCUGACUUUUCCGGCACUCGUGAAGAAGCGCGCGCUUACUGGCGCCUGAUCCACUAUACGUCCCUCCUCUCUAUCCUCAUCUUCACCCCCAUCGUGAUAUUGUCAGGCGAAGUCACGAAUAUCUGGCGGAACUGCUAUUUCCUUGACGUUUUUUUCCACUGGUUGAUGGUCGUAUGCGGGGGGUUGGGAAGCUGGGCUGUGUUUUGGAGUACGAUGGCCUUGACGAGGGCGACGAGUCCUCUGACGAGCACGUUUUUGUUUGUGCCAAGAGCGGCGUUUUUGCUGCCGAUUAUGGCCGGAUGGAAGAUGUCGGCUUAUAGUUGGAUUGGCAUCGCGAUGUGUUGGGCCAGUUGUGCGUGGUUUAUGAUUGGGAGGAGGAAGGAGGGGAAGGUCUUGAGAGGCUGA